Molecule: messenger RNA, 1806 nt
Organism: Cynara cardunculus var. scolymus (artichoke)
Lineage: Eukaryota; Viridiplantae; Streptophyta; Magnoliopsida; Asterales; Asteraceae
Product: BTB/POZ and MATH domain-containing protein 2-like
Exons: 4
Coding region: 295-1518 (407 amino acids)
Biological process (GO): protein ubiquitination
Molecular function (GO): protein binding
Source: RefSeq, a predicted model, not a curated record
CAUCCCCUUUCUCUAUCUCGUCAUUUUCCUUUUUCUUCAUCUCAAAAAGGGUCGUUGAAUAUGUUCUCCAAAUCAAUAACCAAACCCUAGAUUUCAUCCAAAAACGUUUGAUUUUCCCCUCCAAACCCUAAAUUAACCUUAAUUAAUCUCCACACAACUAGAUCAGAUGAAUAAUUUAACAUUUUYGUUGUAUUCGUCGGUCUGAUUUUCAUAAAUUCACUGGUUUUCUUAAACCCUUUCUCGGAAAUUCCUGAAAUUCGAAUCGUUUUGUCAACAAUUGGCGGGUGAUUGGGGAUGGGUAGGGCGUGUAUAGAAACAUCGAGGCCAUCUUCAUCGUCGUCGUCGUCAUCUCCACCGGCGGUGACGACGUCGACAUCGAUCACYGAGACCGUUAACGGCGAGCAUGAUUUUAGGAUUUCCGGUUAUUCGCUAUCGAAGGGUAUUGGAAUUGGGAAAUAUGUAGCAUCAGAUACUUUUAUGGUUGGUGGUUAUUCAUGGGCGAUCUAUUUUUACCCUGAUGGGAAGAGCCUUGAGGAUAAUGCGAAUUAUGUUUCGUUAUUCAUCGCGUUGGCUAGCGAUGGAUCGGAUGUUCGUGCCCUUUUUGAGCUGACUCUUAUCGAUCAAAGUGGGAAAGAGAGACAUAARGUUCAUAGCCAUUUUGGAAGAGCUUUGGAAAGUGGGCCUUAUACUCUUAAAUACAGAGGUAGUAUGUGGGGCUACAAACGGUUUUUCAAAAGAUCAUCUUUAGAAACAUCAGACUACUUGAAAGAUGAUUGCCUUCAAGUCCAUUGUUGUGUUGGUGUUGUCAAGUCCCAUACGGAGGGCCCUAAGUCCUACUCUAUCUUUGUGCCGCCUUCGGAUAUUGGGCAGCACUUUGGGCAGCUCUUGGAAUGUGGAAAGGGAACCGACGUUUCUUUUGAAGUGAAUGGAGAAACCUUUGCUGCCCACAGAUUGGUUCUUGCCGCCCGCUCACCGGUUUUCARGGCGCAACUUUUUGGGCCAAUGAGAGACCAAAAUAUCCGGUGUAUCAAAGUUGAAGACAUAGAAUCCCCUGCUUUUAAGGCGUUGCUUCAUUUCAUAUAUUGGGAUAAUCUCCCCGAUAUGGAAGAACUUACGGGAUUGAAUACAAAAUGGGCAUCAACUUUGAUGUUCCAACAUCUGCUUGCAGCGGCUGAUCGGUAUGGUUUAGAGCGGCUUUUGAUGCUUUGUGAGUCUAAUCUUUGUGAGGAUGUUGCCAUUAAUACCGUCGCAACAACAUUAGCUUUGGCUGAACAGCACCAUUGUCGGCAGUUAAAAUCCGUGUGCCUGAAAUUUGUUGCUUUGCCUGAAAAUCUSAGAGCUGUGAUGCAGACCGAUGGGUUCGACUACUUGAAAGAAAGUUGUCCGCAUGUAUUAACCGAGCUUUUGGAGCAYGUGGCUCGAAUCAAUGAGCAUUCUCUCCCCAUUUGCACCCACCCGAAUGCAAUCAUACUCGAUGGAAGCGAUGUUCAUGGUAGACGGGUGAAACCCAGAUUGUAAUUGUAGACAAAUGUGUUAUAUCGACAUUUUUGCAGCCGAUCUUUCGGGUCCGUUGUCAAAAGUUUUCGACUUUGUGUUUUCGAGCUGCCGAGUUUUACACAUAUAUUGUUCCCUUUCAUCUAUUUUUCUUGUUAAAGUGUUAGAUUUGUUGCUAAAGUUUGGUCGGUCUGAUCCUAUCAAACUGGUAUCGGAGCAGACCGACGUCAAAWUUACCAAUUUGUUUGGUGAGGUAUUAACCAGUAAUUAAUGUGAUUGAAAAUAAAUGAAAUUGUUUGCUUUUAAAUAAUG